AUGCAAGAGCAAAUAGCCUCAAUAAAAGCAAGCAUUGAAAGACAUCCAGCAUUUGAAAAUGAAACUGAUCAAUGUCCAACAAAUGUUGGAAUGCAAAAAAGGAAACUUUAUUUUAGCGCCGAUUUCUUUGAACCUCAAUUAAUGGCUAAUCCACCGGUGUUAGCUGUGCAAUUUGUAUACGAACUACGGAAGAUGAUUGAUAUAGCCAAGGAUCGUAUUAGGAUGAAGCGACAUGUUCCGACCCUAACAACUAUUUCGGAAGAUAGUGAAAGCGACGAAUAUCUAGAAAUACCGCGACCACCAAGUCGGAUGAAUGAGCGUAUUGAUGAGCUUUCUCCAAAAUCUCUUAAUUCAGUGGAUUCUGGAUGUGAUUCGAUGAGUGAUGAGGAUGUUCAGAAUCAGCAAGUGUUAACACAAGAUCAUGAAUCAGAAUUGGAGCAAAUGCGGGAAAUGAAUAAAGGUGAAAAGUGGAAUGAGAUUGAAUUGGAAAGAAAAAAAAUGAAAAUAAGGAUAUGCAACCGGAUCCUUGUCAUCAAAAAGAUACCUACCACAUCUUCAUCUCGAGUAACUUUAGUGACAACAUCACAACGACUAAAUCCAAAACCUUUCUCAUCUACUGAUCUAUCCAAAACAAUUUAUGAGCAACAAAAUGGUACGAAUGCAUUGGUGGAAAAUUCCAUUUCAUCUACAGCAUCAAAACUGACAAAUUUGGUAUCAGCAAAACGCGAACCACCAAAUCUGAAACGUAUCCUGAAUAAUGUACCACCACCUUUACCGGAAACUACUCCACCAAGUACGCCACCAUCAUGCCGUAAUCGAUUAUAUAGCGGACGACGGAAAGCUUAUGCCGUUUUUCCAAAUAGUGAUUUGAUGCUUAAAAAAUCAUUACCAAGACGAUCAAAACGGCAACAACGAUUUGGAACUGCUACCGCAGUUGCCGUGCAAACAACAUUAUCAUUAUCACCGCUAUCACUAGCAUCAUCAUCUGUGUUACAAUCAUCACCACAAUCAUCAUCGUCAUCGUUGUCAUCAUCAUCAUCAUCGUCAUCAUCAACAUCAUCAUCAUUGUCUUGUGUAUCAUCUACUACGUAA
Messenger RNA from Loa loa (African eye worm), 1092 nucleotides. RefSeq lists its product as hypothetical. The transcript is spliced from 3 exons. Gene Ontology annotation, biological process: imaginal disc-derived wing hair organization. Lineage: Eukaryota; Metazoa; Nematoda; Chromadorea; Rhabditida; Onchocercidae. Gene Ontology annotation, cellular component: cell cortex. The record is from RefSeq and is a predicted model, not a curated record. Bases 1 to 1092 code for a protein of 363 amino acids.